Messenger RNA from Medioppia subpectinata, 891 nucleotides. The record is from the annotation of a GenBank genome assembly. NCBI's taxonomy places the organism in Eukaryota, Metazoa, Arthropoda, Arachnida, Sarcoptiformes, Oppiidae.
CUCUCUCUCUCUCACUCUCAUUUACUUUUAAUAUUUGCAAUAUUUAUGAAAUAUCAUUAGUUGUAUAUCUGAGAAAAAGCAAUGUCUGUCCGUUUAUUUGAGAGCACAGCACACGCCAACCUAUACGCCCGACACAGACCCUCAGUGCCCGACAAAGUGAUUGAUAUUGUGUUGGAUUAUCUGCGCCAACAAAUCCCUGAAGAUCAAUGGCAAGUGGCGGUCGACGUGGGCUGCGGUAGUGGACAGGGAUCUAAUCAAUUGUCGACACACUUCAAGCACUGUUACGGCUUUGACGUAAGUCCGGCCCAAAUCGGCGCUGCAAACAGCGCUCAACACUCGGCCAACGUUUCCUAUGCCGUAUGUCCGGCCGAGAGUUUGCCCACAAUUGUGUCCAAUAGUGUACAACUGAUGACCGCAUUUGAAUCCGUGCAUUGGUUUGAAUUUAACUCGUUUAUUAAUGAGUGCACUCGAGUCCUGUGCCCUAAUGGUGUGCUCGCAAUGGUUGGACGUAUAGCGCCGGAGGCCUACGACCCCAUUCGUCCGGACGACCGCAGUCUAGUCGACCUGUGGUACGAGUUGUAUACCGACGAGAGGUUAAAGCCAUUUACAAAUGCUAAGUUAGUGUUACUCGGGAGAAAGUAUAGAGAUAUCAAACUUCCCGAUAAUUACGAGACGAGUCGUAUGGAUGAAGUGGUGGUCACUGAACGAGUGUCGGCGCAGGAAAUUGUGGGCAUUUUUGAAUCGUGGUCACUAUAUCAGGGUUUGGCCAACGCUGAUAAACAGGCGGCUCAGCUCAUGACCCGAGAAGUGAUACACCGAUUGAAGUCUAUUCUCAAUGUUAGUGAUCUGUCGGCGAAAGAACAAUCGCCAGAAAAGUUGAAUAAUUAUUUU